Messenger RNA from Sclerotinia trifoliorum, 1272 nucleotides. Lineage: Eukaryota; Fungi; Ascomycota; Leotiomycetes; Helotiales; Sclerotiniaceae. The record is from the annotation of a GenBank genome assembly.
UGAACUUUCAAUAUCAGAUUCAACUAUUUGACUUUCAUCAACCACGACCUGCAAGAAUACCUGAAUUUCGAUUUCGAUAAAUCAACUAAUAUUAAACAAUAUGUGGCUUCUCGAUUGGUGUAUGUAGCGCUCUUGGAAAGAAUUGGAGAUGAAGUGGUUCACAACAUGACAGCUUGCUGAUAUUAUUUCCUCAAAUAGUUUGGGAUACUCUUGCGUCCUUGGGACUCCUGAAUAAGCAUGCAAAACUUUUGUUCCUCGGUCUUGAUAAUGCCGGAAAGACAACACUGUUACAUAUGUUGAAGGUGCGUUGAAGAAAUUAGCCUAGGAGGAUGCUGGACUUAAGACGAGCCACAACUUGCUUCUCGUAUCCGGGAUAAGACAAUUGCUGACAAAAAUUUCUUCCAGAACGACCGAGUUGCCAUUCUUCAACCUACUCUUCAUCCUAGUAAGGAACUCUAAGUCACGCACAUUGGCGCAAAGCACACGUAGUCAUCAGUCACUGACCAUGCGACAGCAUCUGAGGAACUUGCUAUCGGCAAUGUCAAGUUCACAACUUUCGAUUUGGGAGGACAUCAACAGGGUAUUUGUUCUUACAAUGCUGAAAUGGUGACAUCAAGCUAAUGCGUAUGUAGCUCGUCGUCUCUGGAAGGAUUACUUCCCAGAAGUCUCCGGUAUCGUCUUCUUAGUCGACUCAAAAGAUCAUGAACGUUUUGUCGAAUCGAAAGCCGAGCUCGAUGCCCUCUUGUCAAUGGAGGACCUUUCUAAAGUACCUUUCCUUAUCCUCGGAAACAAAAUUGAUCACCCAGAUGCUAUCAGCGAGGAUCAAUUAAGACACGAGUUGGGAUUAUAUCAAACUACUGGAAAGGGCAAGGUUCCUCUUGAGGGUAUCAGACCCAUUGAGGUAUUCAUGUGCUCUGUGGUUAUGAGACAAGGUGCGUCCUUUGUUGUGCGAAAGUUACCACGGCCUAAACUAAUUCUGGAUAUAGGUUACGGUGAAGGUAUUAGAUGGUUAUCACAAUAUGUCUAAAUAAUGGAGGUGAAGUGGCAGGGAAGGAGGUAUAUGGGACGAUGGGGACGAUUUCUUAUGGAGAUCUGUUAUGAUGGACGGAGUUACGCAAAGGUCGUUUUUUUCAAUGCUUUUUUGGUAGGUUCUGGGAGCCCAUGAGAGUUUCACUUCAGGAGCCAAACCGGCCAACAUAUUUGUACCAGCAUAGUAUCGCGAUCAAGACUUUUAUCUCUCUCAAUAUAAAUGUCAUGAGUCCCGUGCAUCUG